Molecule: messenger RNA, 4158 nt
Organism: Stegastes partitus (bicolor damselfish)
Lineage: Eukaryota; Metazoa; Chordata; Actinopteri; Pomacentridae
Gene: sulf2a
Product: sulfatase 2a
Exons: 22
Coding region: 244-2925 (893 amino acids)
Biological process (GO): positive regulation of Wnt signaling pathway; negative regulation of fibroblast growth factor receptor signaling pathway; glomerular basement membrane development
Cellular component (GO): plasma membrane; cell surface; endoplasmic reticulum
Molecular function (GO): N-acetylglucosamine-6-sulfatase activity; calcium ion binding; glycosaminoglycan binding
Source: RefSeq, a predicted model, not a curated record
CACCGGGCUGUGUGGGGGGUGAGACGAGCUCCUCACUCUGCCAGCACAGCGGACCCGAUCUGAACGGAUCAGACAGGACUGAGUGGUACUGGACUGACCAAACAGAACUUGGCAGUCAGAGGCUGAUUUCUGUGGGAGAGCAGAACAUCAGAGGCAGCUAGUUUAGAAAGGAAGGCUGAGUGAGAAGCUGCUGAUUCUUUUCUGUCAAACGAAGAACUGAGGAGGUGACUGCAGGAUAGCGUGAUGGCAGGGCAGGGGCUCCCUGCCCCUCUCCCUCUUCUUCUCUUUCUUGUCCUGGUGGGAGUCCUUCCCGAGGCCCAGAGCUCUGGCUACCUGUCUGGAUAUCGCCUAAAGACUCGUUUGCAGAGGGACCGGCAUGUUCGCAACAUCCGACCCAACAUCAUUCUCAUUCUCACUGAUGAUCAGGACAUAGAACUGGGCUCAAUGCAGGCCAUGAACAAAACUCGGCACGUCAUGGAGAAGGGCGGUACACAUUUUUCAAACGCUUUCUCCACCACACCCAUGUGCUGCCCGUCGCGCUCCUCCAUCCUGACAGGGAAGUAUGUACACAACCACCACACCUACACCAACAACGAGAACUGCUCCUCACCAUCAUGGCAGGUCCACCACGAGCCGCACACCUUCGCUGUGCACCUCAACAACUCUGGCUACAGGACAGCCUUCUUUGGAAAGUAUCUGAAUGAGUACAAUGGCUCCUAUGUGCCCCCUGGAUGGAAGGAAUGGGUGGCAUUAGUGAAAAACUCUCGCUUCUACAACUACACCCUCUGCAGAAAUGGAGUACGAGAGAAACACAGCAGCGACUACCAAAAGGACUACCUGACAGACAUCAUUACCAACGACAGCAUCAACUACUUCCGUAUGUCUAAGAGGAUGUACCCUCACCGGCCUGUCAUGAUGGUCCUGAGCCAUGUUGCUCCACAUGGUCCAGAGGACUCAGCCCCGCAGUACAGCUCUGCCUUCCCCAACGCAUCACAGCACAUAACCCCCAGCUACAACUAUGCCCCAAAUCCAGACAAGCACUGGAUCCUACGCUACACUGGUCCCAUGAAGCCUGUCCACAUGCAGUUCACUAACAUGCUUCAGCGCAGGAGGAUGCAGACGUUGUUGUCUGUGGAUGACAGUGUGGAGAAGGUGUACAACAUGCUGGUGGAGACAGGUGAACUGGACAACACGUACCUCAUUUACACCUCAGACCACGGCUACCACAUUGGCCAGUUUGGCCUGGUGAAGGGCAAGUCAAUGCCCUAUGAAUUUGACAUCCGCGUACCCUUCUACGUACGAGGACCUAAUGUGGAGCAAGGCGCCACUAAUCCUCACAUUGUGCUGAACAUUGACCUGGCACCCACUCUGCUGGACAUGGCUGGUGUUGAUAUUCCUGCAGAAAUGGAUGGCAAGUCUAUUCUCAAGCUGCUGGACACAGACCGGCCAGUCAAUAGGUUCCAGUUGAACAGGAAGGGUAAAGCAUGGAGAGAUUCUUUCCUGGUGGAGAGAGGGAAGCCUCCGCACAAAAGAGCUGAUGGGAAGGAAAUGGCCCAAGAGGAGAACUUCCUGCCAAAAUACCAGAGAGUGAAGGACCUCUGCCAGAAAGCAGAGUACCAGACCUCCUGCCAGCAGCCAGGACAGAAGUGGCAGUGUGUGGAGGACCCAACUGGCAAGCUGAGGUUGUAUAAGUGCAAGGGCAUGGCAAGUCUCUUUGCCCCACGUAUGCAGGCUCUGAUGGCCAGUGGUGCCUCUCAGCUGUCUCUUACAUCCAACUCCGACAGCUGUAACUGCGAUGACGUGGGCUUCAACACAUCCAUCCUGAAGAGGAAGAGGCUGUUCACCAAAAAAAAUUCCUAUGUCUCGUCCUAUGCAGAGAUGAAAUCCAGUAAGGCUGCGGCUAGGAAGCGCUGGGCCCGCUCUGUGUCCUUUGAGCUGGAUGGAGACCUGUAUGCUGUAGAUCUAGAGGAGGGCUACCAGCCUCUGGGCAUGAGGAACAACAGCUGGACCAGAGAUGGGAGGAGAGGAGCAGGGGAUGAGGAAGACAAUGAAGAGUUCAGUGGCAUGGGAAUCACAGCCAAACCCACCACCAGCAACAAACUCACACCUCCUGCUGCUCUUAAAGUCACCUACAGGUGCUCCAUCCUCAUGAAUGACACAGUUAAGUGUGAUGGAGGCCUCUACAAGUCACUCCAAGCAUGGAAAGACCACAAACUGCACAUUGAACAUGAGAUUGAAACCUUGCAGACCAAAAUCAAGAACCUGCGUGAGGUUAAAGGUCACCUGAAAAAGGUGCGGCCAGAGGAAUGCCAGUGCAACACUCCCAGCUACCUCCUCAAGAAUAAGGACACUUUCCAGCUGAGUGCAGGACGAAUGCACUCACUCAGAAUGCCAUCCAAGCAGAAGACUCAGUGGCUGCAGAAGGAGCAGAAGCGAAGGAAGAAACUACGUAAAUUCCUCAAGAGGCUCCAGAACAACGACACCUGCAGCAUGCCGGGCCUUACGUGCUUCACCCAUGACAACCAUCACUGGCAGACCGCCCCCUUCUGGACAAUGGGUCCAUUCUGUGCAUGUACCAGUGCCAACAACAACACAUACUGGUGCCUCAGGACCAUCAAUGACACACACAACUUCCUGUUCUGUGAAUUUGCUACUGGUUUCCUGGAGUAUUUUGACCUCAACACUGACCCGUACCAGCUGAUAAAUGCUGUCAGCACCCUUGACCGCAAUGCUCUGAAUGCGAUGCAUCAACAGCUCAUGGACUUACGGGGCUGCAAGGGACAUAAGCAAUGCAACCCGGAAAAGGGAGGCAAGGAGCGAAACUACUUCAGUGAAUACAGGCCAGUUCAUCGUCGAAAGAGGCCAAAAGUGAAGAAGCCCUCCUCCAAAUCGCUAGGGCAGAUUUGGGAAGGGUGGGUUGGUUAACCACCCGCAUCCCACGACCAACCACAUCGGCCUUCUCCAGUGAAGGAAGGAGAAUGGGGAGGGCAGGCAAACCCGAGGACCUUGACCACACUUCGAUGGACCAUAACCUGAGAUACUACUCUUCUCUUUUCUGGGUUUAAUUUUCGAGAGAGCUGCUCUUCGUAGCCCUCGCCCAGGUAGAGGAGACAUUAAGGCUGAGAGGAAGCUUAAAGACAAUUAUCUACUUUGAAACAUAUUUCAUACCGAUUUCCAUCUUCUGUUACCCCCAGCUGUCAGGGCUGGCAACAUCAGUAGGAUGCUCUAAACCAAGUGGGGCGGUUUGGUGUUCACAAACCAUUCAGUCUAGCAGUAAAGCUUGUAGAUAAUAUUCAAUAUGUCAGCUUUAAUCAGCUUUCUUUCAUGUCAUACGGGACCCAGUGGAAACAACGUCAACUCUGCUGCUACACAACGAUGUCAUGUCCUCAUGAUGUCUCUGUGGCACAUGCUGAUUAACUCAAUAAUUAGCUCGCUGGGAGUAACAACAAAACCUAUCUUCUUUAUCUGCACCAACGUGUCUGCACAUGGACGUGGAGUUUUUAACGACCAACUGUAUCAGAGUUUUCGCCAUAAUCUUUUGUAUUAUAGUUGAUCUUAACACUGAUGAAUGUCCUUUAUGAAGCGCCAUCUUCCUCACAGCCGUGAGACGUGUGAGAUGAACAGCGUUUGCCUGCAACGAUUCAACCCCACACACAGACCUUAGCGCAGGUUCUUCAUGACGCUGACCAGGCCGACACUAUCUCACAACGAUACAAUCCUCCAGAAUAUCUGAGCAUUGACUGAAUGUGUCAUUAGUGAAUGCCAUUUUACUCCUUUGUAUUGUCAGUACCACACUGUAGAAGUAUCCAAAUAGUUUGUUCAGCUUGCUAUACAUGGUGCUACAGGAUAACAAUACAGAAGUAAAAUCUUGCUGUACAGUACAGUAUGUAUUUGAAUGUAUGUUGUGCAAUUAAUAUAAAUGUUUACAAUAUUUUUUAUAAUACUGAAGAGGCAGACCUCAUUGUAUGAUAUGAGUCGACAAAAUAUAGGGAGAAGUGUAGCUUGAAAAAUUUCAUUGCCCGCGGUUUGUAUGUUUGUCCUUUCCUUAUUUACAUCGGAAAAGCACUUAAAGGGUUCACUGUGAAGAGAUGUACAUUAAUGGAUGUAUAGUUUACUCUGUGCCAGAGGAAAAACACAACAGUGUAAUACUUAUUGAUG